CGUAAUUUAUAUAGGAUAAUAUUAAUUAUAAGGAAAGCUGCAAUAUUUUAUGGUCUUGUUUCUUUAAAUAUUCAUUUUAAAGCAUUUGCUUAUUAGUUGGUUUAAUUAUCUAUAAAGUAUUUUAUGCGUAAUGCCUAAAUUAGAGCAAGUUUUGCAUCUGGAACCUAAUUCAGAGUUGCAUUUUAAAGGACCUUUCACAGAUGUUGUCACUUCACAUUUAAAGCUGUACAACCCAUCAGAACACCGAGUAUGCUUCAAAGUAAAAACAACAGCUCCAAAGAGAUACUGUGUGCGACCAAACAGUGGAUUUAUAGAACCAAAACAAACUCUGCAUGUAGCAGUUAUGCUUCAGCCAUUUGAUUAUGAUCCAUCUGAAAAAAAUAAACACAAGUUCAUGGUUCAGACAAUGAUUGCCCCUGAUGGCAAUGUCAGCCUUGAAACUCUGUGGAAAGAUGCAAACAUGGAAAACCUUAUGGAUUCCAAGUUAAAAUGUGUGUUUGAUCUUCCUCCAGACAAAGCUCCUCCGAAUAACCUAGAUUCCAAUACAGAGCAUGUGGAAGACAAAACCCCAUUGAUUAUACCACCCACUGACCCAGUACCUAAGUCCUCCCCUAAGGCGAGUAACACUGAUCAAGAAUUAAAGAAGUUGCAAGAUGAGUGUAAGAGGUUGAAGGAUGAGCUAGCUCAACUUCAGCAGGCCAAUAGUAAACUCAAGGAAGAAGGACUGAGAUUGCGGAUGACCCGAGGAACAACAGAAUCUUUGUAUGCUAGUCAGAAGCCUGAUGCUUUUCAGACUGACAACGUAGGGUCAACUAGCACCACUAUUCCCUCAGUAGGAUCACAGGAUCUUCUUCAACAACAGUCUCCAGUGGUGUUUAUAGCUCUCAUUGUGGCAGCUUGCGUACUGGGGUUCUUAAUGGGCAAGUUCAUAGUCUAAAGUUUAAUCACAAAGCAACUAAGCCACCUGCCCUUCCACCAUACAUUGUUUUGCAAGUCUAAUGAACUUUGAGGUUGACUGCUAUCUAAACUGUUCUCUUUAUUAUUAAAGUGGCUAAUGGGGGACAGACAUUGUUGCCGAGAUGGUGCUAUGUAAACACACUCAGUCUUGAUGAAAAGUAAAUUAAAUUAAAAACAGUUGUUAAUUUAUUAGAACUAAAAACUUUAAUUACAUAGCCAUUUAAUACAGCAGCUAAUAUUUGCUGAAGUAUUGCUAUUAGUAUCCCACACACACAAAUUUGUUCUACCCAAAAAGCAUACACAACAUGCAUGUCAAAGGUGAAAGUAAUUAAUUUUUUUUUUACAUUAUCAGUGCUGAAUAAAGUACCAUUUUAUUUGUAGACUUGUUAACCUGUUAUUAAAUCACAGUAUAUGUUUUUAAAUACUAAAAGUUUAGGAUGUCAGGUUAAACAAUAAAGUAAUAAUUUUUUUUGGUUUGAUCUAAAUAGGUAGCUUACUCUGACUGGAAGUUCAUAUUAUGUAAAAUAAACACAAAGUAAGGUAAAACCUUAUUUGACUUCUUGGCUUUUAUUUUUGAAAUGUACAGUUAUAAAAAAACAACAACAUAUAAACAGAGCAAAUAGUUUUUAUCUUUUAUUUUAAAAUGUCGAACCCACUCCAAGGUGUAACUUUUUAAGUGAAAUGUUUAACAUUUAAGUAGUGAUCAUAUUAAAAAGGCAGAAAUAUCUGAUUUGAACAUUGUGUAAUACUUGUAAUUAAUUGCUGCUCCUUGUUUAGUAAUCACCUCCACAAAAAUCAUCAGUUUUUGUAAAAGUAUUUACAGCUUGCUGGAAUUUCUUUAUGUUAAACUAUCUUGUUUCUGAGAAAUGUUAAACUAAAUUCAUAAGGCAUAUAUAUACUUUGUCACACUUUGCAUUCUUACCUAUUUGUGAUGAAUUUUUAGAUUUAACAUAAUUGAACAAUUGUGGUAGAAUAAAGUAGGGAGAAACCAAAGUUUUUUCUUUAUUAGGUUUUCAAUAUUAACUUACUAAACAAUUAGUUUUCAUCAGUUAGUUAAUGAUCUUGAUGAAUAAUUGAGAAACAAAUACCAUAUUUACAUUUCAUGGAUAGUACAAAAAUAUUAGUUAUAACUUAAUUAUAUGGCUAGAGGGGUUGGUGGUUGAAGUUAAACGUAGGCUGUUAGAGUGGUAUAAAUAACAAUUGCAAGUCCCCCUACCCCACAUCUGAUAUAGUGAUGGUGUUGAAGAAUAUGUAAUUUUUAAACAUAUUUUGUAGCAUUCAUUUUGUGCAAAGAUUUUUCCAAUUGAUUAAGAAGUACAGCUUAAUUUUAGCAUAAGAGCUUUAUUUCUGUAUAAAUAGAUGUAAUUAGGCCACGAGUGGAAUGACGUGUUUGCAGCCUGUCUCUACUAAUUUAAAAAUAAACUUUCAGAAAGUGUUCUAAGUUAGUGGUUUGAUUUUCAUUUUUAUAAAAAAAACAUUACAGAAUAGACUAAUCCUCACGAGAAUAUGGCUGUUGUAUUAGUGAAACCUGACAUGUUUUAUAAGAACAGUGAGAGAUCAUAGAAGAAUAGUGGGUAUUAGUUUUCUUUUAUAUAUAUAAAGAAAAAUAUGCACUCUAAAAAACCUAAUUAUGGACAAAAUAUGAACUUCAAAAGUAAAUGUUAAGUUUGUAUUUUUUUUUAAAGUUGUGUGUCUGUACAUGAUGUUAGAUGAUUUUUUUUAUAUUAUUUUCAUGCUUGGGAAGAUUUGAAACUUGUUUAAAUCUAUUUGUUCAAUGAGCUGACUUGUAGUUCUGAAAGUUGAAGUUUCAGAGUCAAGUUUAUAUUUAAUUGAAAAUAUGUAGAAAUGGAUUUGUACACUGGAUGUACGCGUAUUGUAGCAUUAAAUACUGUGUAUGUUAUGAAGAAUAACUGUAACACCUUGGAAUAUUUGAUUUCCUAUUAAAGAAAUCAGUUGAUUUGAUUUA
Molecule: messenger RNA, 2923 nt
Organism: Limulus polyphemus (Atlantic horseshoe crab)
Lineage: Eukaryota; Metazoa; Arthropoda; Merostomata; Xiphosura; Limulidae
Product: vesicle-associated membrane protein-associated protein A-like
Exons: 7
Coding region: 131-937 (268 amino acids)
Biological process (GO): endoplasmic reticulum membrane organization
Cellular component (GO): plasma membrane; endoplasmic reticulum membrane
Molecular function (GO): FFAT motif binding
Source: RefSeq, a predicted model, not a curated record